GUCAAAGCAAAAAAUAAUAGGACUCUAUGAGCCCCAUGCAUAGACGAAAAAUAACGGGAUUUUCUAAGGCCAACAAGAUCUUUGAUCUGUCCUAAUUAUAAUAGUGGUUUAAGUUCAAAUGAGACUUAUUUCAAGGAAGGGGUAUAGAAGGAGCACAGUAGAGGGAUGGACUUGCACGCAGUAGCUGGACAACAAUCUAACAACAUUUAAACUUCCAUGUAGUUUGGAGGGGGUUUAUGAAUUGAGUAACUGUUUUUGGGUCUCUUAUUCUUGUCUGCUUCUUUAAUCAAAUUUGACGGGUAGAAUGAUGUUAUUGUGUAUUCUGGGGCAGGAGAUAGGCAAGGGUAGCAAACAUGGACGUAGCUUUUAUCUUGAGCAACUUAAAGCAACACCACCAUCAUCAUCUCAUUUGUUUGUCUUUUCAAUCUUCGGUGUCUAGGCUAUCAUCUUUUCAUUUUUUUCGAGUCUUGGUGAUCGAACUUUCAUGUGUGGCAUGCUAUAAUGGGUCAUCAUCCAGUCACUUCUCGCCAUGGAUAUCAGUAUUUUUCCUUAUUUGUUGAUCAUGAUAUAUACUAGUACUUGGGUUAUUUCUUGCGCCUUAAAUAUGAUCUAUUACCCUUUACUACUGAAAUUUCUAAAAUAAUCCAGACUCAAUUUGAUAGAACCGACCGAGUAGUCUGAUAUGAUCCUAGGUUAGAAUUUAGCUUCAUUCCUCAUCUUAAUCUUUAAAAAAUUAUAGGUAUCCUUACUCAAAAGUUUUGUCAUGUCAUUUCCCAACAAAAUGAUCUCGUUGAACGAAAAUAUCUUACAUGUCCUAGAGAUCAAUCAAGCUCUUCUGUUAGCCUCACAUGUUCCUUCCUCAUUUUGGCCUGAAACAGUCUUUGUUGUCAUUCACCUGAUCAACUAUCAAAUUACCACUAAUCACUUCAUCAUUUUGGCCAUCCGUACUGCCACUAAUCACGUUCAUCAUGAUCUUACUAAGCAUAUUAAAGUUCAUAUACAUUCAUUAGAUUUGUAACCUAUUUCGUGAUGGAACUAAUCACAUUGACUCUAUCACGUCAGAAGACCAAUUUCCAUAUCUGUUUACGAAAAUGUUCAACGCCAGUCAUCCCAGUCUGGCUUACUCGGCUAGGGUUUGUAGGCGACAUCCCAGUCUUGUAAUCUACAUCGAGCUAAUAGAAAGAGGAAAAAAAAAACGAGAAACAUAGCUUACCCAUGAAUUAGUCUCAUUCGUAUCAAACAAAAGAAACCACAUAAAUCUCGUCUCGAAUUCCUUCCCAUUUUCGUUUCGAUUAUCACAUGCAUCAGUAACUAAAAGUUUUACAGCUCGAUCAAAAACCAACUGAAACCGAAAGAUGUUAUAGCUAGCUAGCUAGAUAUGAAUAAUGAAUGUGUACAUCACGUGGGUAUGGAGCCCCACUUCAGUCAGCAUACAAUGGUGCCUUCCCCCCCGAAUCAACCCAUAUAAAUAUAACCGGUAGAUCAGUCAUACAUCACAUUUCUUCCUUUCUCUCCAUCAUCCCCUGUUUUUUUCCCCUUCCCCUGCCUCCAGAUUCAUUAGUUUUUCCCCCCAUUUCCCACCGCCGAUCUUAGUCACCAAAGCUACCUACCUACAGGAACAGAAUCAAGAUCGAUCUCCAAUCUUCAAUCAAUCAAAUCCGUCAUGAAGACAAAGAAGAAGGGUUUCAGGGCUCUCCUCAUCUCCACCACUCUGCUCCAAAUCCUCCUCUGCAGCAACAUCGUACUCUGCCAAGGAGAUCAUCAUCAUGUUCAAUAUUUACUGCCGAGGAGGCUUCUCCCGCAAAUCCCACCUCCUCCACCCGCCACUGCCAAGCUGAACGGCGGGAAGAAAGAUCAUAAUCACCAUCAUCACCGUCGUCAUCAUGGUCAGAAUCAUGAAGAGGAGGUGGAGCAGGACAAGAAAGCUGUGGAGCAGAGCCUGAGGAGAGCACCUCCGAGUAGGUCCAAUCCCAUUCAGAACAAGUAGCUAGCCCGACCCAGAUCCAGUUUCUCUCGUGAUCAGCUGGCUAAGGAAUAGGAAAACAGAGGGUAGUUUUUUUUGUAUUGUUUAUUUGUUAUUAUUAUUUUUAGAGUACUUUAGGUCCUUUCUUCUUCCUGUUCUGUGUUUAGUCUGUCUGCUUACUCUUAUCAGAUUGUGUUUAGAAAUUUUUUGUCUCUGUUUCUAUUAGAGUGUUGUUGUUUUUUACAUGAGAAUGGCUGUAAAUAAUGGAUAGGAAUCCAUAUAUUAGACAGCGAUACAAUAGAGUACUUAAAGAGUUAAUCAUCAUGAUGAGAUUUGCUUUAAAAUUUGGAAACAAUGUUGGUUAUUUUUCCCAAGGCUAGCUAGAGCUAGAACCCGAGCUUUCAACCGGCCGGAUCUAACAGUUGCCAGAUCCUGGUAAGUUUGAACGAUAAACUGUAAACCUUUUAGCGUUAUUUGCUAGUUAGUCGAAAAGUUCGUUUGAUUCGAGGAAAGCUCGGCUCAUUAAUAAGCUUAUUCGGCUUGUGAGGCGCGUGAGUAUCGUGAGCCAGCUCAAUAUGGCGGCUUAUCGGGGUUCAACUAUUAAAUAGACUCGUUUUUUAGUUUAUAAGAUGUCGAUUUACAUCUUAUGAGUUGACUUGUUGACAGUUCAUAGGUUUGUUAAAGUGCAUAUCUCACCACGUAUGAUGUUUAAAACAUAAAAUAUUUGAGCAAAUAUGUCUUUUUUUUUAUAAUUUCGAAGGUAAAUUAUGUACACCAUCGAUUGCUUAGAUACCAAUUACUAUGAACAUACAUUAUAUGAACUUGUUAAAAUUUAUAAACUAAAUAAUGUAAUACCAACGGAGUAUACAAACAUGUGAUCAGUUAGUCACAUGUGUCAUACAUGAAAUACAAAUAUUAGGAUGUUUAAUUUAUAAAUUAUCUUAAAAUUUAGUUCUGAGAGUCGAACUACUUAGAAUAAAUGAGUUGAGUUCGAGACAAACUCGGAAAAAUUUUAAUGAUGAGCCAAUGUUUUCAUAAUUUAACAAGACUUUGACUUUUACUCGGGCUAGAUAAUCACCGUCAAGCAUCUAAAGCUACAUGGUUAUCCAUCCUUAAUCACUGAGCUCAACUGCAUACAGAUUGAGAUUAGUAGCUUCAGAAAAUAAACUAUCUUAAUCAUG
Molecule: messenger RNA, 3144 nt
Organism: Linum trigynum
Lineage: Eukaryota; Viridiplantae; Streptophyta; Magnoliopsida; Malpighiales; Linaceae
Source: the annotation of a GenBank genome assembly